This is a messenger RNA of Pocillopora verrucosa, 3510 nucleotides long. NCBI's taxonomy places the organism in Eukaryota, Metazoa, Cnidaria, Anthozoa, Scleractinia, Pocilloporidae. The record is from RefSeq and is a predicted model, not a curated record.
AUGCAAUGGCACGAACUGGCCUUGAAACAAAUUCAUCAGGAGACGUUUCAUAAGGCUUGCCUGUUGUCCUUGAUUGUAGACAUUUCAACUGGGGAGGAGGGUUGUAAAAGUGGUGAUCCUUCAGAAAAUAAACAUAGAAGGCUUGCAGAACCGUUGAAUGUUGAGAAGUGCCAAGAGAAGCUAAAAUCUUAUUAUGACACCAUCAGUAAGGUGAAAAUCGUUCCAUGGGACGAAAGCUCUUCCAUUGAGAUCAAUGAGAUCUACACACCUUUGGAUUUGGUGAGAUACCACAGGAGGCCCAGCAGAGUGACACAAAAGAAACUUAAAGACUACACCAACAUGUUCAAGAAAAGACGAAAACGAAUCCUUGUUUAUGGUCGGCCAGGAAUUGGCAAGAGUACGUUUUGUAAGAGGGCUGCAUAUGAUUGGUCGAAAGACUUACGAGAAAUCGUAAUGAACUUUUGCAUUUUGCUUCUGAUUAAGUUGAGAGAUGUGUGUGACGUGGGAAACAUCCGCGAUGUUUUAAUGGCGUCUAAAUUGCUUGCCAGUGACGGUCCGAUCUCCGUUGAUAGUCUCUAUGACUACAUAGUUAACAAUCAAGAUAAAGUGCUUCUUAUUUUGGAUGGCUACGAUGAGUACAGCUUUGCAGAAGAACGCUCACCCAUCCUUGCAAUUUGGAAGGGUGAGCAACUAAGAGAUUGUCCUAUUAUUGUCACCACGCGUCAACUUCAAUGUGACGAGUUAAGAGGCCCGAGCCAUGUUCAGUUAGAAAUUCAAGGAUUCAAAAGCUGGAAACAAAAAGAAACCUUUGCAAGAAAACUUUUGGCAGGUGAAGAACAUCCUGACGAGUUUAUGUCCUACCUGUAUGAAAACAAUCUCGGUGGCAUGGCAGAAAUACCUCUCCUCCUACUGAUGCUGUGUAUUUUGUGGAAAGAGAAACAUCACGUAGGACUGCCAAAAUCACGGGCUGACAUAUUCACACAAUUCAUUCAAACUAUGCUGGAUCACAAAGGUGGAAGUCGCCAGCCUAGGCCAUUUCAGAAAGUGACCUCAACAGAAGCUAAAGAAGACCUUAGUAAUCUUGGAAAGGCUGCCUUUGAAGCACUUCUGCAAGACCGUCUUUACGUACGCUGCAGCGAACUCCCCGACAAUAUUUCAAGAAGUUUUCAAAAAUUAAGAGAAGUUGGGCUUUUCCAGAUUGUCAAUCUUACGAGUCUCAAUCCUGAGAAAGGGGCCUAUUUCAUUCAUAAAUCCAUGCAGGAGUUCCUUGCAGCCUGGCACAUUAAGGAGGAAGUGUUGUCGAUUAAAGGAGAAAGUACGCCUAGCCUUUCCAAAGUUGAAUCAUUCGAAAAGAUCGUGAAGAUGAGUGAAGUUCUUAAAUUUGCCUGUGAGCUGUCAACAGAAGCCGCGUGCGCAGUUUUCUGUCAUGUAGGGUCCGUUGGAAGAAAGGAAUCUUGGUCGGAAUGUGAUUUUAUUGAGCUGCACCUGGAGAAUACAGAAGUGUCUCGAAAUAAAAAAUUUGAUCUUGAGCUUAUCUCGCAUAGCUUCUUUUGUUGUUCGGCCGAGAAGAGGCCAGAUCUCCGUUCAGUGUUUCCCUAUUACACCGGAAGUGUUUUGUAUCUUGAUUCUAACGAGCUGAACAUUACUGCAAAUGAACAUUUCCUUAAAUCUGGCACAAUACCUGACUUUAUCUUUUUUCUUCCCUUCAUGGGUUCUUCAGAGAAAAGCUAUCGAGACUUGAUCACUGUAGCGGAGGACACAAAUGCUGUAUUUUUGAGCUGUUCGGGCGAAAAGAAAGCUGCAGAUUUACUGAAGAAGUUCCCGUGUCGUCCUGUGGGCGAGUUCUUUUUGAAGAGAGAGACGAAAAUCGUCGUUUAUGUUUAUCAAAUACGCAAAGAUAUAUAUGGUAGCACUUUUCCGACUGAAAUGCUGCGAGAGCUCAUUUCGCCAACAGCAGAGUCUACUCAGGUGACGCGUCUUGUUGAUCCGUUGAAUGAACACGACAGCGAAACAGCUUCGAGUUUGACUCAGAACACCGAUAGCAUCACUGGUCCGACUCCUCAGAGCCUUUCCUUUGUGAAGCGGAUUAGUAUUGAGGGCAUAGAAAGGCAAGAGAUAAAGAUGCUGGCUGAUUUCUUAACACUUUUCACUGCUCUCCGAUGGUUAGGUAUUUUUGGUAAACCCUCUGAAGUCAUUGAUGCUCAGUUGACAGAGACCCUGGUGUCUCGUAUCAUCUUCACUGACAGAUUUCACACAUUAGUACUUACUAAUAUCAAUUUAACAGCCAAACAUGUCGUAGCCAUCGCCAGAUCUCUGCACCAGGCUCCUAGCCUGCGACACCUCAACUUGUCAGAGAACCCUCUUGGUGAAGGAGUAAGUGUUCUUACUCAACAUCUCAGCCGUGUUCCUCACCUGGAGAGGCUGUGGCUUUCUAAAGUUAAAAUGACAAAGCAGCAAGUGAAUGAGUUGAGUGCAACUGUACGUCAGAGUAACAUCUACUGGUUGAAAACAGAAUACCACGAUGAGGAAGGGAAUGUCAAACCUGAAGAAGAAUGGCCAACAGAUGAAAACUGGGAAGAUCAUUGGAGCGAAUCAGAAGAAGAGUCAGAUCCUGGGUCAGUUACCGACUCCAGUGACGAGGAAGAGCCUGGAUCCUGCCUGGAAACGUAACUGACCAGGACUGGCUCAGUAGACCACCUGAAACUAAGGAAACUUACCAUUGGCCAGAGCAGUCCAUCCAUUGAUAGAAUUCUUUCAGAUCUGUUCAGUUAGAGAAGUCAAUACCUUAAAGUUGUAUCCAUCGUUUUGAACAAAAUUUGAAAACAAGUUUAGGAAACCUGAUUAAAUAAAGGACAUUUCAAGAUGAUUGGUUGGUCUUGUAGGUUUCUGAUCAAUGGUAAGAGACUUCAGUGUUGUGAUCAAACGUACAAACAAUCAGUGGUCGGAUAAAAGAUAAGGAAAUAUAUGUUUAGAAUCACUUAGCUAAGGUAAACGGAUACCUUCACUAAUGUGGGAACUCCCUUCCACAACAUUAUUGAGAACAUGUGGGAGUUUUCUUUGGAGUCAGAGUGUCCUGUCCUUGAAAUUGAUUGUUGGAUUUGGAUAUAUUUUGAUUUUAGGUUAUUUUUCGUUGUCCAAUAUUGUUGAUUGUAGUUUUGACUGACAGCUUUGAGUUUCAAAAUCUGGUUUUCAUGUUGGUGAGUUAGAGACUGAGGUAUUUUUUGUCAUUUUUUUUAGUUUAUUAGGCUUGGUUAUUAGCUUCCUAGGCAAUCAAUUAAUUCAUUAGGCUGACUGUCAUUUCUUUUGAUACAAAUGUAAGAAGUCCUCAAGCAGCAGUUAUUCAUAAAAUCGUAGAUGUUUUAAUGUGGCAAAGGGCAAAACUUCAACUAUACAUUGAAGUCUUCACUAAAAGCAAAAAAACAAUGUGAAUAUCAAUUUCAUGAUUUAGGAUCAAUAUUUUUCUUAUUUUCAUGGCAUUCAACAUACGCUGUGAAUGAAUUUAGCUGUUUG